AAGCACAGACGAUAGGGAGUUGAUAAACCACAAGAUGAAGGAGGCGGCGAGUAUCCAGGAAGGGAUUGUCUGACUGCUGUAGACCGAACAAAUGUAGUUGUAGUUGAUGUGGUUUUUUACAUAAAAAAAUAAUAUUUAUGUAUCGCUUCAUUUGGCUAACUUCGAGUUUGAUUGGCAUUGCGCGAGGUCAUCUGGAGUUUGGGUAGUUCUGGGUUUAUCAACAAAACUCUGUUGGCUUUGUUUGUGUUGUGGACACGUUGUAAUCCGCUUCGUUUGUAAUAUGUGUGUGAGGUGUACAUUACGAAGUUUGUCAUGAAAGUUAAGGUGGUUUCACUGAUUCGAUUCAACGUAGGCGAAGUAGUCAAGAAUCUGUUGGCACAGCAGGGUCCAAUGACUGAGCGUUGGAUGGCUAUCAAUCUCGUGCACCAUCUUGUGAAGUAAAAUGCAGGUGUGUGUGAUAUUUUCCGGUGUGCUCUGUGGCAUGGAAAUGGCUGUACUUGAGACUGUAGCAGGUUGUGUUGAUUGUUCUCUUUGGGAGCUGCCCGUCGGCCGAAGACAGAAUACGGGGCAUUUUGAUCGCUCCAAAAGGAAGCAUCGAAGGGAAGGGCAUUGCUCCAACGACGCAAGUCUCUGGAUUAUCAGAUUCCACAAACACACCUGAUGAAGUCACAGACGAGGCUGGCACUCUUGUUGGACACGGAUUUUGUGUCCUGAAACUAAAGGUAGGCAUGGCAGACUUUGAUGAACUUCGGUUGAAGUAAUGAUCUACGAACAGGAUCUGUACGAGGCAGAGUCCUGUCCACACUAUUCACAUUUGGAACAGAUUGGUCGGCGCGCUACUCCACAAUAGGAUGCACCAGUCACACAAUCAGUUAGAGAGGGUGUAGGAGCUGAUGGAAAGGUCUGAGCAGACGCAAUUCGGAAGGGGUCUCACUAACAGGCCACUGAGUUUGCAAAUCUUGUUAAGGAGUGCGACAUAGAAUAUUUAGAGGGUGUGGCAUUGUGCAGGAAUAUGUUAAGAUCUCAAAAGAUAUACCGAGAUUUUGUAAGGAGAGUGGGAUACCUAUUGCUUUAGAUGAAAGCGUUGACGAGGAUACAUCGUUCUGGAGUGAAAUGCUUGAAAGAAUUGCAUCAGAGGGCGUAAUGGCUGUUGUAAUUUUUCCUGGUCGCGUGGGAUCGUUUGAACAAGCUGUGUCAUUGCGGAGUGGGCACAUAGCCGAGGCAUAGUAGCUGUUAUCAGCUCAGAUAUGAAAACAAAUAUUGGUUUAACUGCUUAUGCCCAUCUAGUUACUUCUGGUGAUGGAAGGUGUCUAUGGACGCACACAUCGAAUCAACAGAAAACCUCACGGGAUGGUGCUAUUACGCAUGGGCUGGGUACUUACAAGUGGUCUGUUGGAGACCAGUGAGAGGAAGGGGAUCGUAAAAGUUUUACACUCAUGCACAGUGGACAAUGAAGAGGGCCGCGAAUUGACCGAAGGCUGCUGGGAGUGUGUAACAACCACAACGGCGGGCACUAUUUUGAAUGAAUGGAACUCACUUGCUCCAGAUGUUCACCAGCACUGCUUCCACCACGCUGAUGAAUGAUGUAUGCUCGCCUGGAUCUCCAGCGAUUCGAUCAAUGCGCGUGUCUGCAUAUCCGACGCCCGAGAAGUACCAUUCUGGGCACGGUAUGAUUGUUUUGGUCACAGUAGAUGCUAUUGAAAAUCCAGCCAUUUGCGAGGAUGAGAGAAAUGAACCGAACCCACCUUCAUGUAUCACCUGAGCAACAGCACUCCCAAGAUUCCCUUCACUAAUUUCUAUCGUUGAAACAGUGCCAAUACUUGCUUCCAAUAUGUAAACGAUAGAAGAAAAAAAAUCCACGUAUCUCAAUGCUGAAUAUAAGACUUCAGAACAAAAACGUGACUUUCACACAUAGGAAACUGAAUUGCAUUAUUCCCAUCGGCAAAUUUACAUUUUUCAUGGAAGAUUUUGAGAAAACUUUGAGAUAGUAGCAAAAUCUUUUUGCUCUAUAUUAUCUCCUACAUGGGUCACAAAAAAUUUGCUAAAUUCCAUGUCACAUUCAACCUGGAAGCAUUCGAAGGGAUGGGGGGGAGAUUCUGACGAAAGCAGCAGUGGCUCCGCCUACUCCGUCGACUCGGUCGCGGGAGGCGCACCCCAUGACCGCGAGCACAUGAGCCCCAUUAACUUUGCGCACAUUACGGCACGGUAACAGGAAUCCCACCUUAGAGGCAGACGCCGGUAACAGCGGUGAAGGGGGGGAGAGCGGGACUGGCGAGGAAUGGGGAUUCAUCCAGCUUCAUCGUCAUCGCCGAGCUGAAGCAACUGCACAACCAGCUGUGUUGCUGCUGUUCGAUGCUGGGCAGGACAACCACGCAGCUCACCUGCCUGCCUGUUGAUCUUUUGCUAGGCCCCUCCGAAACCCCGUCCGUCCGUAUCCCGUCAAUGGUCACUUGCACUUGUGUGAAGCCAUAGCCACUGACGCCGUCGCCGCUGCUGCUGCUGCUGCUGCUGCUGAUGGUGUGACCGAUCAAAUGGUUUCGUGACAGUGCCACAGCCCAGAUCCAGGUGUAGUAACGAGUUCUGCACCGUAGAGACGGUGUGAUGUAAGCAACCAGGGGUUGGUAUUUUCCGGUCGACAGAGUUGUAAGAGGAGAAUUACAGAGAUACUCGGAUACAUUUGAGAAGCAAUCGGAGGCGUGGUUCUGACCACGCCAAAUCAGACAUUCAGAGCAGCUCUGGUGCUCCACGGAAAGGACAUAUCAGGGAAAAUGGGCUAUGACAGAUGUAUACAGAUUCUAUCGGUUCUUCUUUUGUGCGGGGCGAGUUGGGCGCAGGGUCCUGUAGCGGCGCCAGCCCCGUCUUUUACACCUGCUGAUGCAAUUCGUAUCGCGUGUGGCUCAGCCUCCGAUGUCAAAAUUGGCACACGGGUAUUUGCAGCUGACAAUGUUCCAGGAACAAUAAAAGGAAUUGCGGGAACGACUCUUCAGAAUAACGGUGCUUUGUCGGCGUACGCUCCACUUCUCACCUCUGCGAGGUUCUUCACUGCUGGAUCUAAUUACACUUUCACAGUGAGUCCAGGGAGACAUUGGGUUCGCCUGUUCUUCUAUCCAUUUGCGUUCUCAUCUUUCCAGCCAAGUAAUUCAUUCUUUGACUUGACUGCCAACGAGUUCGGUCUUCUCUCCAACUUCAGCGCAGUGACCUUCGUCACCGCAGACAGCCCUUAUUUUGUUCGAGAGUACAUCCUGAACAUUACUUCAAAGGAACUCGUUCUUACUUUCAUUCCACGGCCAAGUUCGUAUGCUUUCAUAAACGCCAUAGAGAUUGUGUCUGCGCCAGAUGGAAUGGUGCAGGAUGGCGCGACUAUACUGGGUGGAAGCUCUGUCGGUAACUUUGGCCUGAGCCGGUCGGCCCUGGAGACUAUGCACCGUAUCAAUGUUGGGGGAGUCACCGUCACACCGGAUGCUGAUUCAGCGAACAUGAGCAGGACGUGGAUUCCAGAUAGUCCGUAUUUAAUUUUUGGAGCCACAGGCAAAACCGAGUAUACCCAAACUCAAGAUAUCACGUACACCAAUGUUCCUCAAUAUAUUGCUCCUGCUGCCGUUUAUGCGUCUGCGCUUACAUUAUCAGGCAGUGAUGUGGUGAACGUCAAUUACCAACUCAACUGGAAUUUCACAGUGGACCCCGCCUUCGCGUACUUAGUGCGUUUUCACUUAUGCGAGAUUGUGUACCAGCGGCUCAAUGAGCGUGUUUUCAAUAUUUACAUCAACAACCAGGUCGCUUUUCCAGAUCUGGAUAUAAUCGCUAAAACCACUACUCCCCUCACUCCCUUGUACAUGGACUUCAUGGUGCCCAUGUUCAAUAACUAUCCAGAAAUAAAUGUUAUGAUCGAAUCGAGCAAGACUGCUCAAAAUUACAAGAAUGCUAUAUUGAAUGGUCUGGAGAUUUUCAAGGUCAACAACUCUCGCUCCAGUCUUGCAGGCCCCAAUCGUGUUGUAGUGCCAGAUAAUUCCACUGAUGGUACACAAACUACAAAUUCAAGCUCGAGCUCCAACUUAGGUGCCAUCAUCGGUGCGUCCAUCGGGGGCGUAGCCGCUGUUCUUGUGGCGGCUGCGUUGGUCAUCUUUUGUUGCUACAAGAAGAAGACCAAGUCUGACAAGCCUGGCGCACCAAGUCAUUGGCUCCCGCUGCCUCUGCACGGCAGCAGUACUGACCACAGCAAAGUGUCGACUAGUUCGGCGAAGAGUGGGAAGAGUGGUGCAGGAAGUUAUGUUUCUUCAGUUCCAUCCAACCUGGGCAGGUACUUCAGCUUCGCGGAGCUCCAAGAAGCCACGAACAACUUCGACGAGUCUUUGGUUUUGGGAGUGGGUGGAUUCGGCAAGGUGUACAAGGGUGAGAUUGACGAUGGGUCGAAAGUGGCGGUGAAGCGGGGAAACCCCAGGUCAGAGCAGGGUCUAAACGAGUUCCAAACCGAGAUAGAGCUUCUGUCGAAACUCCGACAUCGGCACCUGGUGUCACUGAUAGGGUACUGCGAGGAACACGGUGAGAUGAUUCUUGUAUACGAUUACAUGGCCAACGGUCCGCUCAGGGGUCACCUGUACGGAACAGACGAGGCUCCUCUGUCGUGGAAGCAGAGGCUGGAGAUUUGUAUCGGUGCAGCACGAGGAUUGCAUUACCUACACACCGGCGCGGCGCAAGGGAUCAUUCACAGGGAUGUGAAAACCACGAACAUCCUUCUGGACGAGAACUUCGUUGCCAAGGUGGCUGACUUCGGGUUGUCGAAAAUCGGGCCCGCGAAUGAAGUCACGCACGUGAGCACAGCCGUGAAGGGCAGCUUCGGGUACCUGGAUCCCGAGUAUUUCCGCAGACAGCAGCUGACGGAGAAGUCAGACGUGUACUCCUUCGGUGUCGUUCUCAUGGAGGUGCUGUGUGCACGACCGGCAAUCAAUCCGGCCCUUCCUCGAGAGCAAGUGAACAUGGCCGAAUGGGCAAUCAAGUACCAGAAAGCUGGCAUGCUGGAUCAGAUCGUGGAUGAGAAGCUACGGGGUUCAAUCAACCCCGACUCGUUGAAAACAUUCGGCGACACCGUCGAGAAAUGUCUGCAGGAGCAAGGUAUUGAUCGACCUUCCAUGGGUGACGUCCUGUGGAAUUUGGAGUACGCCUUGCAACUACAUGAAGCAUCUGCUGAAAGUGCCAUGUCCAGCCCAGAUCAAGGGAACUUUAGCACCGACUCUGAUAACAGCCACAUGAUCUCCGUGCCGUUGGUUGUACCCAACCUUUUCGAUGACUCGAUGACAGCGGACACUGAACGAAGAAUGCUGGAGGAGACCUCGUCCGAGGAUCAAUCGGCGAGCGCCAUAUUCUCUCAGUUGGUCAACCCUCAAGGAAGGUAAAGCACAGACGAUAGGGAGUUAAUAAACCAGAAGAUGAAAGAGGCGGCGAGUAUCCAGGAAGGGACUGUCUCACUGCUAUAGACCGAACAUAUGUAGUUGUAAUUGAUUUUUCGUUUUUUAUUUUUGUUUCCAUUUUUUUCAUUUUCCUCGUCAUUCGGUUUACUUCAAGUUUAAUUGGCAUUGCGCAAGGUCAUCUGGAGUUUGGGUAGUUCUGGGUUUAUCAACAAAACUCUGUUGGCUUUGCUUGUGUUGUGAACACGAUGUAAUCCUCUUCGUUUGUAAGAUGUGUGUGAGGUGUACAUUACGAAAUUUGUCACGAAAGUUAAGGUGGUUUCACUGAUUCGAUUCAACGUAGGCGAAGUAGUCAAGAAUCUGUUGACACAGCGGGGUCUAAUCACCAGGCGCUGGAUGGCUAUCAAUCUCGUGCACCAUCUUGUGAAGUAAAAUGCAGGUCCGAAUAAAAGUCACUGCUUGGGCUAGUCGUUUCUA
This is a messenger RNA of Physcomitrium patens, 5879 nucleotides long. The record is from RefSeq and is a predicted model, not a curated record. Lineage: Eukaryota; Viridiplantae; Streptophyta; Bryopsida; Funariales; Funariaceae.